This is a messenger RNA of Misgurnus anguillicaudatus (oriental weatherfish), 3813 nucleotides long. RefSeq lists its product as uncharacterized. The record is from RefSeq and is a predicted model, not a curated record. NCBI's taxonomy places the organism in Eukaryota, Metazoa, Chordata, Actinopteri, Cypriniformes, Cobitidae. Gene Ontology annotation, molecular function: RNA polymerase II transcription regulatory region sequence-specific DNA binding; DNA-binding transcription factor activity, RNA polymerase II-specific. Gene Ontology annotation, biological process: regulation of transcription by RNA polymerase II. Gene Ontology annotation, cellular component: nucleus.
UCCGCCGAUAAGCCAAGAAAAAGAUCUCGCGUGUGAUGUGUUUGUUUGUACUGUGAGUCUUAUCUCCGUGUAUUAGUGUUGAUGACGAGAGAUAAGAUGGAUGAGAUGUGCUGUAAAUCAAUAGGAACUGAUCUGUCCAUGCUGGAUAUUGAUGAUUUAAUAACAGAAAUCUCUCAGCUAAAGAAAGAGGUUGCGUUACUGGAGGAAAAGCUGAGUUCAAGAGGAGACGAAGGAGUGAAGAGAGAGGAUGUGGAUUGUUGUGAAUCUUCAGUGUUUGUGACUGAUAAUGGGAUUCUGGAUUCAGUUUGGCUGAGCAGAGAUCAGAGCCGCACACCACAGCCAAUGCUGGACUCUAAACUCUCUGAAGAGAAAUCCAGACACACACAGAACUCAGAGCUCAGUCUCACUUUACUCGGUUAUACUGAGUCCACAGACACUCAGGACACUACAGUGUGUGACAGUAAUCAGAGCUUACAGAAUGAGGAAUCUACCGAUCAAACAGAAUCUCUGGAGUCUGUCUGUAACGCUGGAGAAGAGCAGCAGAUCCUGCAGACCACACUGAAGAUGUGUUCAGUCAAACUCAUCGACUGCAGGAAACUGAUGAAGAUAAAAACUGAAACAACAGAAGAGGAAGAUCACACUGAUGAUGAUGACAAUUAUGAUGACGAUGAGAAGAGGGAUUCAAGUUUUACUACCUUACAAGAGAAGAAACUUCAUUCAGAGGAGCACAGCAAGAAGAAGAAGAAGACGAAGAAGAAACCAUUUCACUGUGAGCUGUGUGAUAAAGUUUAUUUCUGCACUAGUCUGAAACCUCACAUGAUGACACACAGUAACGAAAAGCCUUUCCACUGCACUCAAUGUGGCAAAUAUUUCCGCACCAAACAAAAUCUUGAUGCUCAUAACAAAAUUCACACAGGAGAAAAACCAUACGAGUGUCCUCACUGCCAGAAGAGAUUCAACCACAAACCCCAUCUGAAGAAACACGUGCGUUCACACACCGACGAGAGACCGUAUCAGUGCAGUGAGUGUGAAAGAAGAUUUAGGGUUUUAACCAGUUUAAAAACACACCAGAGAACACACACGGGCAAGAAACUUUUUCAAUGUUCAUACUGCAGUAAACGUUUCGCUCUUAAAGCUCAUGUGACCGUCCAUGAAAGAAUUCACACUGGAGAGAAACCUUACGUCUGUCCUCACUGUGGAAAGAGCUUCGCUGAUCCGUCUCAUUUCAGAGUUCAUCUGAGAGUUCACACUGGAGAGAAACCUUAUCGCUGUAAUGUGUGUGGAAGGAGAUUUAGGCAACGUGAUCAUAUCGUGAAUCAUCAGAGAACUCAUACGGGUGAAAGACUUUACAAAUGCUCACAGUGUGAUAAGACGUUUGCUCGAUCGGAUAUCCUGAAGACCCACGAGAGAGUUCAUACCGGAGAGAAACCUUACACCUGCUCGGUCUGUGGAGAGAAAUUUGCUUAUUUAAAAAGUUUAAACGGUCAUAAGAAGAAACACUAAAGAACAAACUGAUCUGAAAUCAUCAUAGCGCUCUGUUUAUUUAGGAUGAAUUUACUGAACUUUCAUGCUGAUUGGAAGCCAAAAACAUUGUGUGUAAUGCCGUGGAUGUAGUUGUAGAAGUAGUGAUGGGAGAAACGAAGCUUUACAAAAUGAUUCACUGAUGCGCUCAAAACACCUAAAUAUGGUGCCACCUGCUGGUGAAAACAUUUAAAGCAACAAGAUUUCAGUCCAAACCAGGUGUGUCUCAUACAUCCUGAAAAGCCGCUGGCUUUUUGAUCGCCCCCUGGUGGCUAGCUGCAGCAAGUCAUAAACCCCGCCCUCUCCAUGCAAACGAACGAGACUCGGAUCAAAAUAAAAAAUAAAUUACACUUCCAAUAUCAUUUUCCGAAAAAAGUUUUAGGUCCUUUAGGGUGAUUCUCACAACAUCCAGACUUAAAAGGUGUCCAGCAUCAGAUUUUUUUAAAAAGCCCUUGAAGCCAAUUUUUUUUGUUGCACAUAUAAGAUUAAGGUCUGAACUUACUUUAACCAUUAUUUUUAGAGGAUUUUAAAAAUAUUUCCUAUAGAAUUAUUUAAAUUUUUUAGAUUAUCAUUAUCAAAAUUUAUCAUUACCGCAACAUGAUAUUACAUGAAAUAUAUGCAUUUACAAACUGUUUCUACCGAGCCCCUAAGGUGACAUUGGAAUAAAAAAAACUAAAGGUUAGUUUCACAUGCUCAUUUGAAACUUUUGUGUGCGCACGUGAAACUAAACUCGAUAGUUUCACGCGCACGCGCAACAAUUUCACGUGCGCACACGAAAGUUUCACUUUAUUUAAUUUUGCUCCAUGUCCCCUUAGUGGCUCCAUAUGUUUCGGUAAUGAGAACGAAAAAGUUGUCUAGGUACUAUGACAAACAAAAUUUCAACCUUUAUCUGGAGAAAAAAUAAAAACUGCUUACCUGGUAGCCAUCUUGAGUGUCACAGUCAAUUAUGUCCCUUCCAACAAUUUUUUUUAAAUGUUAGUUCCUCGAGGUCUUAAACAAUGAUUGAAAAUUGUUGCGGAGGAUGAGAAAAUUGGUCUUGGACACAUUUAUAUUCCUUAUUAUUGUCUCUACAUUUACCAAUGAUCACCAAAUACCAUGUUUCUUUACUGUAAAUGUUUAUAGUAUAACAUGCACUGAAGCUUUUAUUUUUUAGAUUUUUUAAUUAUAAAUAUUUCCAUGUCAAAGAACCAAAAUCCAGUCAUGGACAUGUUGCGGUAAUGACAAUGUUCCCCUUAAAUGUGGAAAAACAUUAAAAAAAAUGGUUUCAUCAUGUGCAAAAUAGUACAUGAAGAGAUGUACUAUUGUGUGCUUCUUAUUUUGAUACUCUUACUUUGCAUUUACUUUUUUCAGUCACGUGAUUUUAGCAAACGAGGCUUCAUUACGUCAUAACGUUUUCGAAAAUCCGACGAUUCACCACUAGGGGGAGUUGAUCACAAAUGACCAGUGUAGGUAAACUUGGGUCAGUUUUAUUAUAAAAGUUUAUAAAACAUUCAUCCUUCUCACCAAUAACACUACCAUUUUUGUGUCAUACUUUUUGUGUCUAGACAGAUUUAAUGACAAAAAUGUGUAUAAUUAAAAAGGGAUGUCGUUUUAAUGAUUUGUUUGCCAUAAAUAAACUAAUAACACAGAAUACACUUUUAAUGUCUUAAAUUAAUGUAUUUUUCUUAAAAACAUAUUUUUAGAACAAUCUUGCUAUUAUUUUGUAAAAAGUGUAAAAUGUUUGGACAGAUCUUGCUGCGUUUACACUAUUUUGACCAGCAGGUGUCGCCAGCGUGUGUGGUGUUUCGAACGCUUUAAAAAACUGAAUCAAUUUGCAAAGCAAUUGGUUCAAUUGAUUCGAAACUUCGAAAAGCUUCGUUUCUCCCAUCACUACAUUCCUUUUAAAUAAUACAUUAACAAAAAGAAAGUGCAAACCUUAGUGUAUGUACGCUUAAAAUGGCAUUUGUUGUCAUGUUUUUCUUUUGCUUGUUUUUGAUGAGAAAACAUUUUUUAAAGAGAUGAACAGACCAUUUUUUUCACAUUGAGGUUAUGGACUUCCAUAGAAAUGUCCACUUUAAGUGAUGCAGCAGAAAGAUUUGUAUGACAAAUACAAGUAGACCAGAUAUUUGACUUUAUAUUUUAGUUCACAAUCGCCCUCUGCUGGUUGUGUAUGAGUGUUAUUAUAUAUCUUUUCACGUGUACUUGAUAAAUAUUUUCUAGCACUGUUAUUUUCUUAAUAUCUCCGAUGACCUUAUAGAUCCAUGCUGCACAAGUUGAAACUGAAGAGAAGCAAUAAAACAACAUAUACAUAUA